GGUCCAGACAGAACGGAUACUCCGUCCUCUUGCUAAAGAGCACCUGUAGAAAACCAAAUAUAGCAGAAAAUAUCCCCUGCCCGCGCGCGAGCACCUCUUACUUCGCCGCCGCCACAGCCGCCGCCACCGCUGCCGAAGAGAUGGAUUCCCGAGGCUACGAUUCCACUGGCCGCGAGUUCUCCAGCGCCACCGAGAUGUGGGCGGAAGAGAUUGGCGCCACCUCCGCCGCCCCCGCCAUGGAAGCUGAAGUCGCUCCGACCGCCGCCGCCGCCGCAAGCAACGGGGACACCGGCGACGAGGCGGGCGGAGAAGUGAAACGCAAGGACUGGUACUCCAAAGGAAUCGCCUACUGGCAGGGCGUGGAGGCGUCGACGGAGGGCGUCCUGGGAGGGUACGGGUGCGUGAACGACGCCGACGUCAAGGGCAGCGACGCCUUCCUCCGCCCUAUCCUUGCUGAGCGAUUCGGCACCGCGAAGCGCCAUCUCGUCGCGCUCGAUUGUGGCUCCGGCAUUGGGCGGGUUACUAAGAAUUUUCUUCUUAGGCAUUUCAAUGAGGUUGAUCUUGUCGAGCCAGUGUCCCAUUUUCUAGAAGCCGCACGGGAAAAUCUUACUGGAUGUAUGGAUGUAGGACAAGAUACACACAGGGCUGCUAACUUUUAUUGUAUAGCUCUUCAGGACUUCACUCCUGAUGAAGGAAGAUAUGAUGUGAUAUGGAUUCAGUGGUGCAUAGGGCAACUGACUGAUGAUGAUUUUGUUUCAUUUUUUAAUCGUGCAAAGGUUGGGCUCAAACCCGAUGGAUUUUUUGUUCUUAAAGAGAAUAUUGCUAGAAACGGAUUUGUGUUAGACAAGGAGGAUAGCAGCGUCACUAGAUCUGAUGCAUAUUUCAAGGAGCUAUUUAAAAAAUGUGGAUUGUAUAUCCAUAGUAUUAAGGACCAAAAGGAACUCCCAGAGGAAUUAUUUGCUGUCAAAAUGUAUGCAUUGGUGACCAGUCAGCCAAAAAUCCCAAAGAAUGGGAAGAGAAGGCGACCUAAAAAUUCACCUCGUGUGAUCCGCUCUUGAAAGUGCCCAGAUUAGGCUGGCUUUUGCGCCAACAUAUUUGUCUGGCAAUGUAUUGUUAUUGACUUUGUCUCAAAUUCCAAGCAACAGAAAUUUUUGCUCUGUGUACAUUUCAUUUGAACGGGCUCAAAUUUUCGGGAGAUCAAAUCCAUUCAUUUCAACUGUUGCUUGAUUAUGUUAAAAUUUUAGCAGCUAUGAUCAUGACGUUUUAUAUUC
Molecule: messenger RNA, 1271 nt
Organism: Brachypodium distachyon (stiff brome)
Lineage: Eukaryota; Viridiplantae; Streptophyta; Magnoliopsida; Poales; Poaceae
Product: alpha N-terminal protein methyltransferase 1
Exons: 8
Coding region: 141-1058 (305 amino acids)
Biological process (GO): N-terminal protein amino acid methylation
Cellular component (GO): cytoplasm
Molecular function (GO): methyltransferase activity
Source: RefSeq, a predicted model, not a curated record